Messenger RNA from Truncatella angustata, 1958 nucleotides. Its product is annotated as cytochrome P450. The transcript has 2 exons. Lineage: Eukaryota; Fungi; Ascomycota; Sordariomycetes; Amphisphaeriales; Sporocadaceae. The record is from RefSeq and is a predicted model, not a curated record. Gene Ontology annotation, molecular function: monooxygenase activity; oxidoreductase activity, acting on paired donors, with incorporation or reduction of molecular oxygen; iron ion binding. Bases 108 to 1751 code for a protein of 547 amino acids.
GAUUAGGCUUCCCUCAAGAAAAUGCGAGAGAUUUUGUAUCUAUUGAACAAUACACGUUUUUCAAAGUUCAAGCUCAGAAGUGUUGGCAAAGCCCACGAGAGGCCAAGAUGUUUCCACAGAUUCUCUUAAUUACCCCUUUGGUGUGUCUAGCCAUUUAUACCAUCACAUACACCAUUACAACAUUGCAAUAUAGAUUGUUCUUAUUGCAUCAACGCGGCUCGAACACGGAGAAUCGACCUGUUCCUAUCCCUUACAAGAUUCCAUGGCUUGGACAUACUGUUGGAUUUCUUACUCAACUACCCGGAAGAUUCUUCCUAAGCCUCCUUGACUGGCACACGCGUGAGAGUGGCGCAAGUAAACUGGUACUCGGCGGCCAGACUACAUACGUCGUCUUCUCGCACCAUGUAGUUCAAGCUCUUUACAAGCUCAAGCGUAGCGUCGCGAGCAGGGAGAACUUCCAUGAGAUAUUUUUGACCAAGGCCACAGGAAUGAGCCAUGAUGAUCAUGACAAGCUCAUUUCAGAGACAAAAACAGAUAGGCAGGAAGUACAUUUACACCAGGAGUUCAUGCUUAAGCAAUCGGGCGUAAAUGAGCUCACGCGAGCUUUCAUAAGGUUCUUCCAAGAAGAGAUUGAAAAGCUGCCUAGCGAAUUGCCACUAGAGACGCGCGACGGAGUCGGUCUCUAUGCUUGGUUGCAUCCUAUGAUGUUCAGAGCUUCUGUUACCGCCUUCAUGGGGAAAUACAUCUUGGAUGUUUAUCCAAAUCUCGAGAAAGACUUCCCUCCUUUUGAUAGAGGCAUACUCGAUCUGAUCUUUGGCGUAUCCAAAUUCUUCAAGCCACAGUCAUACGCGGCUCAAGCCAAAAUACUGAGUGGCUUUGAAAAGUGGAUACAUACUGUCGAUAAUGAAACGAAAGGACGCACGCCUGACCCUCAAAAUCCCGAGCAAGAAUGGGAACCAUUCUGGGGCAGUCGCUUCAGCCGCGCACGGCAGGCACUUUGGAUUGAGCGUGAAAUGAGCCAGAGUGGCAGAGCAAGUAUUGAGCUGGGAUUGAUAUUUGGCUUGAACUCAAACGCCAUACCAGCGACCGGAUGGAUGCUUAUGCAUAUUCUUGAUCCAGAACAUCCAGAUAUAUUACCUCGCGUUAUGGAAGAGAUUCGAAAAGCUGUCGUGGUAGACGAUGAUGUCUCGAAAGCAAGCGUUGUCAACCUGAACAUUAAUCAGUUGAUAUCUGCACCGCUGCUGCAAAGCAUUUUCCACGAAGUCCUUCGGGUGUACGUUGAUGUACUUAUUACCCGCAAGUUACACCAAGACGUUGAGUUGCCCUUAGAUGUCAAGGAUGGAGGCCGCACCCUAAAGUUUGAGAAAGAGAGCAUUGUGCUGGCGCCGUCCAUUGCAAGUCACUAUGACUCGGUCUAUUUCGCUGAACCACCUGCCGACAUUUUCUAUGCCGAAAGGUUUUUGGAACAUGCCGAUCCCACUAAACAGGAUGGCCAGUAUGUAUUCAGUUCCGGCGGCUCAUCAUCACGAAUGUGGCCCUGGGGAGGCGGCAAGUCCAUGUGCCCUGGCCGUGUCUUUGCUAAACAGGAGAUUCUUGCAGCCGUGGCAAUGGUUUUAUUGACGUUCGAUAUUGAGGCUAGCGACGAGGAUUCAUUCAAUAUUCCACCAUUCUCCAGGGCAUAUCCAGGAAGCGGGACGAUUGUCCCCGGCGGAGAUGUGAAAGUUCGCAUCAAGCGGCGGACAAUAGAUUGAAUACCUCACUCCCCUACUUUUUCGCCCCUGAAAUACAACGCCUGUCAUGAUGCCCAUACCGUUGUUGGUUCAAUUGCGACCAAAUCCCGCAACCCAUAGUACGAUCAGGUAGCAUUCGAAGCAACUUUAGUGGAGGGUUGGUAUUGACACACGGCUUCCUUAUACUUCUCACAGCUGCAUUAUUAUCAGUCCUAAAUGCGGCUGAUA